Messenger RNA from Pipistrellus kuhlii (Kuhl's pipistrelle), 2028 nucleotides. Its product is annotated as zinc finger protein 883-like. Lineage: Eukaryota; Metazoa; Chordata; Mammalia; Chiroptera; Vespertilionidae. The record is from RefSeq and is a predicted model, not a curated record. Gene Ontology annotation, molecular function: DNA-binding transcription repressor activity, RNA polymerase II-specific. Gene Ontology annotation, biological process: negative regulation of transcription by RNA polymerase II. The transcript has 4 exons. Bases 9 to 1859 code for a protein of 616 amino acids.
GAACUAACAUGAACUUUGCGGACGUGGCCAUUGCCUUCUCUCUGGAGGAGUGGAAGCUCCUGGAUGAGGCUCAGAGACUUCUGUACUGUGAUGUGAUGCUGGAAGUGUUUGCACUGGUCUCAUCUGUCGGUUGUUGGCAUAAAAUGGAAGAUAAGGCAACACAUUCUGAGCAGAGUGUAUCUCUACAAGAAGAGUAUUCUUCUGAGACAGCUCCAGCUACUCAGACGACCCAUCUCUGUAAGAAGUGUUUCUCAGUGUUGAAAGACAUUCUGCACAUGACUGAGUCACAAGCAGCAGACUUUGAGCAGAAAGCCUUCUUCAGUGAUGCAUGUGUGAGAGGCUUCUGUUUCAGUGCAUUCCCUCAUGAGCAACAGAGGGUUUUCGGUGGAGAGAAGUUCUGGAAAGAAGCUAUGGACAGGCCCUCGUUUGUGAACAGGUUCAGCUUGCACUUAACAUGGGUGCCUUCAAUAAGUAGGGAGGUAGGGAAAGUCUUUCCUGCCAUCUCAGAUCUUCCACAGAUCCCAGAAACUCUCAAGACUGAGGAGCCACCCAGGAGCAGUGAGAUUGCACAGGAAUUUCUCAGUGGAAAAUGUCACCAUCAUUGGGGUGAACGUGAAACAGCAGCCGGCAGCAACCAGAAAGUUGUUCAGCAUCAGAGUAUCUGCUCUGGAGAAGUGAAUUUUGAGGGUAACAAAUGUGGAAAAUGUUUUAGAUGUACCAUGAACCUCAAUCAAAAAAGGGAAAUUCACACUGGAGAAAAUCCCUAUGAAUGUACUAAUUGUGGAAAGUUCUUUAGACAAAGCUCUAUCCUCAUUCAACACCACAGAGUUCAUACUGGAGAAAAGCCAUAUGAGUGUACAGAUUGUGGGAAGUCCUUCAGUUGUAACUCAAGCCUCAUUCAGUAUCAGAGAAUUCAUUCUGGAGAAAAGCCAUAUGAGUGUAAUGAUUGUGGGAAAUCUUUUAGGUUCCAUAGUCAACUUCAUACCCAGAAGAGAGUUCAUACUAGAGAAAGGCCAUAUAAAUGUGGUGAUUGUGGGAAGGCUUUCUUUAAUAGGUGUAAUCUCAGAUGCCACCACACAGUUUACACUGGAGACAAGCCUUAUAAAUGUAGUGAAUGUGGAAAGUCCUUCAGUAAAAGAUCUGGCUUAAAUCGGCACCACAAAAUUCACAUUGGAGAGAAGCCAUAUGAAUGUACAGAUUGUGGGAAGUCCUUCACUUAUAGAUCAAGCCUCAUUCGACAUCAGAAAGUACAUUCUAGAGAAAAGUCCUAUGAGUGUAGUCAUUGUGGGAAAUCUUUUAUGUCCAAUAGUCUACUUCAAAACCAUAAGACAGUCCAUACUGGAGAGAAGCUAUAUGAGUGUACAGUAUGUGGGAAGUCCUUCAGGAAUAGCUCUAACCUAGUUCGACAUAAGAAAAUUCACACUGGAGAAAAGCCGUAUGUAUGUAGUGACUGUGGAAAAUCUUUUACACGAAAUGCUCACCUCCUUAAUCACAAGAGAGUUCAUACUGGAGAAAAGCCAUAUGAAUGUACAGAUUGUAGGAAGUCCUUCAGUCGUAACUCAGGCCUCAUUGAACAUCAGAGAAUUCAUUCUGGAGAAAAGCCAUAUGAGUGUAGUGAUUGUGGGAAAUCUUUUAGGUCCAAUAGUCUACUUCAAAACCACAAGACAGUUCAUACUGGAGAGAAGCUAUAUGAGUGUACAAUAUGUGGGAAGUCCUUCAGUCAUAACUCUAACCUAAUUCGACAUAAGAAAAUUCACACUGGAGAAAAGCCGUAUGUAUGUAGUGACUGUGGAAAUUCCUUUAGGCGGAAUGCUCACCUCCUUAGGCACAAGAAAGUUCAUACUAGAGAGAAGUCAUGAUUGUACAGAUUGUAGGAAGUCCUUCAGUCGUAUUUCAAGCCUCAUUGAACAUCAGAGAGUUCAUUCUAGAGCAGGGGUCUGCAACCUUUAAGACAUAAAGAGCCACUUGGACCCGUUUCCAAAGGAAAACAAAACACCUGGGAGCUGCAAAACCAUUGCGACAUUUAAA